Lathyrus oleraceus (garden pea) is the source of this 6395-nucleotide messenger RNA. RefSeq names its product sugar transporter ERD6-like 6. Bases 171 to 1280 code for a protein of 369 amino acids. The transcript has 2 exons. Gene Ontology annotation, cellular component: plant-type vacuole; membrane. The record is from RefSeq and is a predicted model, not a curated record. Gene Ontology annotation, biological process: transmembrane transport. Gene Ontology annotation, molecular function: transmembrane transporter activity. NCBI's taxonomy places the organism in Eukaryota, Viridiplantae, Streptophyta, Magnoliopsida, Fabales, Fabaceae.
CACACUACAACAUGCAAUAUAGCAAUACACAGAACACGCCAAAACGACAACAUAAAUCAAUCCUCACGCAAUUCACGAAAAGCGAUGACCAGUAAUCAAAGAACGGAAAGUGAAGAUUCAGAAGAAGCGUAUAGGAUUUACCUAUUUUCCUCCGCGGCGAUAUCGAAAAAAUGGAUCUCGAACAAGCUGUCAAAGAUCUCCAGGCUCAGAAUGCCCAAAUCCAGGAGAUGAUCUUGAACUUAUCCAAGGGGCAAGAGGAACUUAAGGCUCUUUUGCUCGAGGAAAAGAAAGACAAGAAACCUGUGAGUUACAUUAACCCGGGAAGAAAGCUUAAGCGACAGGCCGCAAGAGUCGAGAUUAGAAUUCCGAAGGAUCAAGAAGAAGAAACAGAGACAGAUUCCGAAGAUGAGAAUGUUGAUCUUUUUAACCCUGAGGAUGAUGAUGAAGACUAUGAAAACGAACAGUACUCUCCAAGAGAUGAUAAGUACAAAUUGCUGGAAGAACGUAUGAUAGCUAUGGAGGGUCAGAAGGCGCUUGGUCUAGAUUUCGAGAGUUUGGGUCUGGUCUCCGAUGUGACCAUUCCCCGCAAAUUCAAAAUCCCCACUUUCACUAAGUACGAUGGUGCAUCCUGUCCUCAGAUGCAUUUAAGGGCUUAUGUGAGAAAGAUUCAGCCGCAUACCACUGACAGGAAGCUAUGGAUCCAUUUCUUCCAAGAGAGUCUGUCUGGCACACAGUUGGAAUGGUAUUAUCAGCUCGAGAGCUCUGACAUCCGCACCUGGACUGAUUUAGCGACAGCUUUCUACAAACACUACCAGUACAAUUCUGAAUUAGCGCCUACUCGGCUACAGUUGCAGAAUAUGACUAUGGGAUCUAAAGAAAGCUUUAAAGAAUAUGCUCAAAAAUGGAGAGAUUUGGCUGGCAGAGUCAAACCUCCUCUGACUGACAGAGAGUUAGUGGACAUGUUCAUGAGCACGCUGACUGGCCCAUUCUACAGCCAUCUAUUGAGGAGUUCCUCAUCGGGUUUCACUGAACUUAUAUUGACAGGUGAACAUGUUGAAAACGGCAUUCGAAGUGGAAAGAUACAGGCGGCUACCUCUGAUCCUCCGGAGACUCCUAAGGUCAUCACUGCCCCUCUGCCUAGUCAUGACGAGACUGUUAAUGCUGUAGAAGAUGCUGACAGCGACUGUGACCUGGAUAGCUGGAUUUUCCCAACAAUUGGUGACAGACUCGACAAUUGGAAGGCUGAAGACACUAUCCCGAUUUCCUUUAGUCGAGAGUAAUUGUUAUUGCUAUUUUAGUAUUUCAAAAGCAUUGUGUCUAUACCCGGGGCAUAAUAGCUAAUUUUAAGGGUUUGUCAUUUUCAUAAGCAUAUUCAUAUUCAAUAAAUCAAUGGACUUUUUGCAUUCAAAUAUUGCGCUCUUUAUCUUUCUUGUUAUUUUUCAAACAAGCUAUGUUUCUUGCACACACUCACGUAACAAAUUGCGUAUCCAUAUCCGCUCUGGAUCCUGUUGAUAAUAGUUCUGCUACUGUUCAUUAUGACUUUGAAAAUCCGAUCUACCAAGCCGAGGAUGGAAGUGAGGAAGAUUGUGAAGUCCCUAGAGAACUUGCCAGACUGGUACUACAAAAGACUAUACAGCCGCAUGAGGAAUCAAUUGAAAUUGUAAAUCUGGGUACUGAAAUAAACAAGAGAGAAAGUCAGAGGUUUCUUGGGGCACUCGAAUUACAUUGCCCGAUUCAUUCCACACUUGACUGCUACCUGCAAACCCAUCUUCAAAUUACUAAAAAAGAAAAAUCAAGAAAUGAUAUGGAAUGACGAAUGCCAAGAAGCUUUUGACAAAAUCAAGAACUACCUCCAGGAACCUCCGAUUCUGAUACCACCAGUUGAAGGAAGACCUCUAAUCAUGUAUUUGACCGUGUUAGAAAAUUCAAUGGGGUGCGUAUUGGGGCAACAUGACGAGUCUGGUCGAAAAGAGCAUGUCAUACACUGCCUUAGCAAAAGGUACCGACUGUGAAACAAGAUACUCGCAGCUCGAGAAAGCUUGCUACGUUUUGGCCUAGGCUGCUCGCCGACUAAGACAGUAUAUGUUGAAUCAUACCACUUUAUUGAUUUCUAAGAUGGAUCUUAUCAAAUAUACAUUCGAGAAACCUGCUGUCUCCUGAAAGAGUUAUCACUGAUAAUGGUAUUAAACUGAACUCCGCAUGUAGUUCAAAAUAAAACACCAUAACUCUUCUCCGUACCGGCCAAAGACGAACGGCGCCAUGGAGGCUGCUAACAAUAUCAAGAAUAUAGCAGUAACAUACAAAGACUGGCAUGAGAUGUUACCGUUUGCUCUCCAUGGUUAUCGCACUUCAGUGCCCACUUCGACAGGGGCAACUCCAUUCUCUUUAGUCUACGGAAUGGAAGCCGUCUUACCAGUGGAAGUUCAGAUUCCCUUUCUAAGAAUUGUGAAAGAUGCAGGCUUAGAUGAGGAUGAAUGGAUUCAAACUCGACUCGAUCAGAUAAAUCUGAUUGAUGAAAAGAGACUUGCGGCUGUAUGUCAUAGGCAGAUAUAUCAGAAACGCAUGACCCUGGCAUUUAACAAAAGAGUCAAGAGACAGGUGUAUCAAAUUGGCGACUUGGUAAUAAAGCGUAUCAUUCUACCACAAGGUGAUCCCAGGGGCAAAUGGACUCCCACAUACGAAGGGCCACUUGUAGUUAAGAAGGUAUUCUCUGGUGGAGCCAUGAUGCUUGCUACAAUGGAUGGAGAAGAUUUCCCGCAUCCUGUGAACGCGGACAUAGUUAAAAAAAUACUACGCAUAAAAGAGACCCGCUAGGUCAACGUACCUAGGCAAAAGUAAGGGCAUCCCGGCGAACCAAAAGGGUUCGGGCAAAAAUUAGGGAUAAACAUAUAAAGACGUACACCCGGCAAGUCGAAAACCUGAAAAGGCGGCUUGGGCAAAAAAGGGUAUCCCGGUGGACUGAAAACCUGAAAAGGCGGUCCAGGCAAAAAUUAGGGAUUAAAGCGUAUGACUAUGCCCCGUUCUCUGUCUGCUUCAACCAAGUUCAAGGGACUGAACAAGCCAAUCACUUUCAUCCGACAACAGGAGAUGAGAGGCUUGAAGACAUAAUGACAGUAGUGGAAUUAAAAUCAACAGGACUUUCUCUGCAUAGCUUUCUCUUUGUGUUCUUGACAAUUUCCUCUUACUAGGAUGUUUGUCUCCUUGUACACAAAUUGCCUGUUUAUAGGCCCUCUUUCAAAAUCAAUACAAUUUUAUCUCAAAAAAAAAAGAAGAUGCUUUUGUUUUCACUUUUUCUGUUUUGAUUGCAUAAACGUCCAUUGAUUUAAUUUGAAUUGAUAUAUGCAUUUGAAUAUGAUCAAUGUUUAUCAAGAAUACAUGCCUAGAAUGGAAAUAGCAAUUACUACGAGACUUCAGGACCAAGGAAAAGGUCUAACCACGCUUUCCAAGGAGUCCGUUGCUAACUCGAUUCCCCGGCAACGCCAAUUAUUCCCCAGAAGAGGUCGGCACCGCCAUACCGAAAGGUCAUCUCUUCCAUCCCCAGCCAGGCUCUGUCGAGUGUUUCCAUCGUCAGACAGAAAUCAAGUAUUCCCCAGCCAAGACAGGGUCAUCAAUAUCAAUGUCUCCGACCAGAAGACUGAAAUUUAUCUCCCCAGUAGAGUUCCCUGGAAGAACGUUUCAGACGCUUAGUGCACUCAUUACAUCAUUCCAUAUUACAUACCUGCAUACAAUGCUCACAUUUACUUCAUUCCGCAUCAUAUACUUUACAUCAUUUCAUAGCAUGUAUAUGCAUACCAUGUUCACAAGCAUAAAGCAUCUCAUGCAUCAUGACAUUGCAUGAAACUAACUUUAUUUUUCAGGCUAAUUAUCCUCCUGAUCACAUUCAAGGUUCGAAUACAGCUCUCAGAUAUGAUCCAUCUGACGAACGUUCUGACACCCUCCCAAUGGUGGCAUCUCUAAGCCCACCUCAGAUAUUCGCUGCAAAUACAACAAAUAUUAUCGGAUACAGCCUAACGUACGGUUCAUUCUGAUUCAGCCCGACACAUGACUCUUUCAGCUCAGAUACGGUCUAACGUACGAUCCAUUCUGACUCUCAACAACUCCAAUACGGUCUAACGUACGACCCAUUUGGAUCUUUCAGCUCAGAUACGGUCUAACGUACGAUCCAUUCUGACUCUCAACAACUCCAAUACGGUCUAACGUACGACCCAUUUGGAUCUUCAGCUCAGAUACGAUCUAACGUACGAUCCAUUCUGAUCUUUAACAACUCAAGUAUGGUUUAAUGUACGACCAAGUUAAACCUUCAUGCUACCUUCGGACAGGUACAUUUCUGAAUGGUAGUCUAGUAUACGGCUACUCCCUUGCUCAGAUGCUACCUUCGGACAGGUACAUUUCUGAAUGGUGGUCUAGUAUACGGCUACUCCCUUGCUCAGAUGCUACCUUCAGACAGGUACAUUUCUGAAUGGUAGUCUAGUAUACGGCUACUCCCUUGCUCAGAUGCUACCUUCGGACAGGUACAUUUCUGAAUGGUAGUCUAGUAUACGGCUACUCCCUUGCUCAGAUGCUACCUUCGGACAGGUACAUUUCUGAAUGGUAGUCUAGUAUACGGCUACUCCCUUGCUCAGAUGCUACCUUCGGACAGGUACAUUUCUGAAUGGUGGUCUAGUAUACGGCUACUCCCUUGCUCAGAUGCUACCUUCGGACAGGUGCAUUUCUGAAUGGUGGUCUAGUAUACGGCUACUCCCUUGCUCAGAUGCUACCUUCGGACAGGUACAUUUCUGAAUGGUGGUCUAGUACACGACUACUCCCUUUUCAGCAGAUUCAGCCUAACGGACGGCUCAUUCUGCUCAGAUAUGGUUUAAUGUACGACCAAGUUAAACCUUCAUCUCCUCAGAUGCUACCUUCGGACAGGUACAUUUCUGAAUGGUAGUCUAGUAUACGACUACUCCCUUUUCAGCAGAUUCAGCCUAACGGACGGCUCAUUCUGCAACUCAGAGACGAUCUAGCGUACGAUCCAUUCUGGUCUUUCAUCCCCAUCAAAGUCAUCCGCCUAACGAACAGCUCACUCUGGUACUCAGAUAUGAUCUAGCGUAUGAUCCAUUCUGAUCCCUUAUCCCCAGCAGUAUAUAUCAUACUCUGACUCCCCAGCAAAGUCAACAGCAUGAUGGAUGACUCACUAUACGGUCUAGCGUAUGACCCGGUAUGAAAUCCAUGUCUUCAGACAUCGUCUAACGUACGACACAAUCGGAAGCUCGUCAUCAAACUACCUGGAUGGCAUCUUUAAGCCCAUCUCCAUCAAGACUAAUGGACAGGCGCAAAUUUUUGGGGCAUUCUAGUGUUCAAUAAUCUUUCACCUCCAGACCACGAACGGCACAUACCAUUCUACUCUCUCGGUUCAAGAAUAUUGAACAGGGGCAGCUGUCAUACCCCAAAAUUUGCCCGUUGAUAUUACAAAGCAUUCCUCAUGACCUUCCGACUUGUUCUGCAAGGCACCGACAUCAAGUGAACAAAAGCCCAGCUCACAACAGGCCCAAUCCUAAAGGGGCCCAACAUAGCUUGCUCGCUAGGCGAGCAAUCCCUUUGCCUAGCGAAUACUUCGUCAUGACACUCGCCCAGCGAAGCAUCAGAUCCAGAAAAAGCCCAGAAUGGCUUGCUCGCUAGGCGAGCAAUUCCCUCGCCUAGCGAAGCUUGCGGAAAUCUGAAGUUUUGGACCUCAUUUUAAGCCCAUUAGGUCACCACCAUUACUACUAUAAAUACCAGCUCUUCAGCCACGAAAGAGAGGACGCAAACGGAGAAACACAGACGAAGACGGACGGAAAAGGACGGAAACCCUGGCACAGAAACCCUGCUGAUUCAGAGAAUUCGGAAGACGGAAACCCUGAAGGCCGCCCAUCCGCGCCGAAACUACCGCCGCCCAACUCGAUCCAGCCUCCAAACAGCCAGUCCCUCUCAAUCUUGCAAUUGCACACAGGUUUGCGUAUCACCGCUGUUUUACGUUUCCAAUUGAUAUUCUUUACCUACAUGAUGCAUUCCGAUUAAAGUUUGAUAUGUAGUCUGAUUUCGUAUGUGAAUCUAAGUAUGAACAUCCUGUAUAAUCGUAUAUGCUAUGCCUGUGAUCGAAUGCCAUAAGAGUGCAGGUUUUUGGAAGUCAUGCUGCUGCCAAGCUCCAAACCCGUGGCCGCUCGCUAGCUCAUCGCUAAGCGAGCCUGCAGCGAGCCUUCGCUGAGCCUUUUCUAGGCGAGGCAGAGGCGAACGGGACAGUGGCUGCUUUGUCCCUUUCCUGUUCCAUUUUAUGUGUAUUUAAUUAUGAUUUUGCAUCGUUUGGCCUGAACUCGUAACUGUUAUGUGCAUUUUAUGGUAAUAGUCAAAUCAUAUUUUAUCCUAAUGCUCUAACCCGU